Molecule: messenger RNA, 2163 nt
Organism: Momordica charantia (bitter melon)
Lineage: Eukaryota; Viridiplantae; Streptophyta; Magnoliopsida; Cucurbitales; Cucurbitaceae
Gene: UNE2
Product: Major facilitator superfamily protein
Biological process (GO): transmembrane transport
Cellular component (GO): membrane
Molecular function (GO): transmembrane transporter activity
Source: RefSeq, a predicted model, not a curated record
UCCUAUUGGCAUAUAAAAGCGGGUGCGAAGCCAACUACCAAAGUGGUGCCUAAAUUCUUGGGCGGCGCCGGAGAGAUUAGAAAAGUCAAGGCACGGCGGCGAGGGAGCGAGAUGAAGGCGGAGACGGUGACGCUGGUUCUGGUGAACCUCGCCGGAGUCAUGGAGAGGGCCGAUGAAUCUCUCUUACCAGGCGUCUACAAAGAGGUCGGCGCUGCCUUGCACACCGAUCCUACUGGUCUCGGCUCGUUGACUCUCCUCAGAUCCAUUGUGCAGGCCUCUUGCUAUCCCUUGGCUGCAUACUUGGCUGUGCGCCAUAACCGAGCCCAUGUUAUUGCCCUCGGCGCGUUCCUCUGGGCGGCUGCUACGUUUCUCGUCGCCUUUUCCUCUACUUUCCUUCAGGUUGCUGUUUCCAGAGCAUUGAAUGGAAUUGGCCUUGCAUUAGUUGCACCUGCCAUCCAGUCCCUUGUAGCAGAUUCAACAGAUGACAGUAACCGUGGUGUGGCUUUUGGAUGGCUUCAACUGACAGGCAACCUAGGCUCCAUUAUUGGUGGGCUGUGUUCAAUAAUAAUAGCUCCAAUGACAUUUAUGGGAAUCCCCGGUUGGAGAAUUGCAUUUCAUCUUGUUGGACUAAUCAGUGUUUUCGUUGGCAUUCUAGUCCGUUUCUUUGCACAUGAUCCACAUUUUUCAGAUGACGGCACAAAGACUAGCAAUCAUGUCCCACCCAAUAAUUCUUUUUGGUCUGAAGUGAAGGAUUUGGUUCGGGAAUCCAAGUCAGUUAUGAAGAUUCCAUCCUUCCAAAUCAUAGUGGCACAAGGUAUCACGGGGUCAUUUCCCUGGUCAGCCUUGUCAUUUGCAGCAAUGUGGUUGGAGCUCAAGGGCUUCUCCCAUGAGAAGACCGCUUUCCUUAUGGGCAUGUUUGUGGUUGGAAACUCUCUGGGAGGCUUGUUUGGAGGUAAAAUGGGUGACAUCCUCUCCACACGUCUCCCAAACUCUGGGAGGAUUAUUCUGGCACAAAUCAGCUCAGCCUCAGGCGUUCCUCUAGCUGCAGUUCUUCUGCUCUUCUUGCCUGAUAGCCCAUCUACGGCAUUUGUCCAUGGACUAGUCUUGAUCAUUGUGGGGUUUUUCAUAUCUUGGAAUGCUCCAGCUACAAAUAAUCCCAUUUUUGCUGAGAUCGUUCCUGAAAAGUCUCGAACUAGUGUCUAUGCUUUAGAUCGCUCCUUUGAGUCUAUUUUGUCAUCAUUUGCCCCUCCUGUUGUUGGACUUCUGGCUCAACAUGUCUAUGGUUAUAAGCCCGUUCAAAAAGGAUCUAGUGAAUCUGAAGAGAUUGCCACAGAUAGGGGGAAUGCAGCAUCAUUAGCCCGGGCAUUGUACACAGCAAUAGGAAUUCCAUUGGCUCUUUGUUGUUUUAUUUACUCAUUUCUAUACUGCACCUACCCAAGAGAUAAAGAACGAGCUCGUAUGGAAGCUUUAAUUGAAUCAGAGAUGCAGCAAAUAGAAUCUGAAAGUCCAUCUUCAGGUGCUGGAUACUCUCAAGUUCAUUUUGCAGAGUCAGACGAGCUAUAUGCUAGGGAUAGAACAGUCAUUGAUGUGGAUUAUGAAGAAGAGGACGAUCUACAUUUUGAUGAUGAUGAAAAGGCAGCUCUUUCUCGCCAGUUGACAUUUGCAAAUUUUGUCAAACACUAGCCUUCCAAGGGGAUGUAAUCUGUUGGUGUAGCUUUUUAACUCGCAGGAAACCAAAAAGUGAAACUCCAUUCCACAUAUAUCGGUCUCGACCGUCCUGGAGUAUUAUAACUCAAAACAGAAGGUGAAAUAUUCAUUGAAGAAUUAUGAUGAGUAGCUAUUCUUCAGUUCAGUUUAAGAACUAGAGGGGAGCCUCCUUGUAGCAGAGUUUGUGGAUAGUCAUAUAGGCCUCUGCUGUUGUACAAGCUUAUGUUCAACCAAACGUGUACAUUGAAAUGAAGGUCGGCUCCUCCUAUAGGUUUAAUACACAUGCUUUUCUUCUAAUUUGGUUUCACUGUGGGAAGGAAUCUAUUAAAUUUGUCAUAUAUUACACUAUAUUCUUAUUUAUUGGGUGAGUAGCAGAACAAGCCUUUUUCCAAACUUUUCUUGGAACCAAAAAACGAACAUGUUUCUGGUUCCUACUUUUCUGGAGAAAAUUUUACA